AUGUUUGGCCCCGAUUUUUUUCACCAGGCUUUUCCGCCUGGUGUGGGUGGCAAUCCUACGGGGGCCGCAUCUCCGCUUGUGACGGUGUACGGGAUUUAUCCAAAGUCAAACAUGGCUGCCUCGAUCUACGCUAACAUGUCCUCGCUCGCGGCAAGCACUGCGGCCCUUUACCAACGCCCUUAUUGCCUUUCUCUCAACGGCUUUGGCGCACCUCCGUCUGUGCCACGAGAGGAGGAGGAGGAAACCGAAGGACAAUUUGAGGUUACCGAUAGUCAUUGGAAGCCCCAUGUGCCCGUUCAUGGGGCUCUUGUUUCCCCUUCCGCAGGAUGCCAGAUCUUUUUGGGCGCACAACCUCCAGCUUCGGGGGCUGAUAAUUGCAAACGUGUGUGCGUGCGUCCGGCCUUUCACGAGGUUCACGGCAUCAUUGCUGAAAACGGCAAAGAUGCUCGUCAUCACCCCGAGUACUUAAUGAAGAACCCACAUGAAAUGCUUUCAUGGCUUCAAGAAAAGGAACGUGAGUUUCAGCAGACACUGUUGCGGGAUCCAAGGAAGGCUUUUCGGGUAUUUUGUGCUGACCUAAAAGAGGUGGUUGAAGUGCCCAUAUCUGCACUUCGUUUCACAAAAGGAUUGUAUGUAGACCCCAGUUUGCGGGUACGAAGGGUGCGGAGUGGGCACCAAAAUCAAUUUUCCAUGAUGGCGUCGCAGGUGCCGACGGCAUGUGGAUUAUUCUCCGAGGAUCCCUCCCAGUGCAAGUGGGAAAGAUGGUGUAAUCAGGUACAUAUUGAGCAAGGAUGGAUGCAGUCUAAAAAGCGCGAGUUUGGGGCAUGGUCGAAUGCGCUUGAAAGACGCUUCAAUGGGCUCCCCCCGGAUCACCUGUUUUCGGUCCAUGACCCUCAACUGAAGUCUACGUUAAACCUACCGAAAGCUUCUAUAUCGGGUUUCUCACGUGGCUUAUUCCAGGGAUCUGCGAAGAAGGCGCCGAGUGUGUGUAUGCUUUUUCAGCGCGGCCGCUGUACUGCGGGUUCAUGCUGCAAUCAAAUACACGUGGAUCCAGAGUAUUUGCAGCUGCAUCGGCGCUGGGCAUAUAGUGGUGAGCAACUCACUGAAGAAAAGCGGAGAGAAAUUUGGGAGCAGAUGGCGUCCCUGCUAAGAUCACUCUCUUCGCGUUGCGAGAACGGCGUCGUCGGUGAAAAUGAUUCAUCUGAUCCAGCGAGGGAGUUGAAUCCGAAGGCUCAACCGUUCGUUCCAUCACCAACAACGCCGCUGCCACCGCCGGCGGCCACCGAAAGAACGCCUGCGGAGAGCAGUAUGGUGAUAAAGGACAAAGUGAUCUCCGACGCUCGCAGCGUGAUGAGGGACGACAACGUAAACAAUUCAUCUGUUUUGUGUCAAACAAGGCAUGUCCUUAUGGCUGACCCAGUUUCCAUGGAGCAGGAAAUUUUUUUUCCUCCUGUGGUCUUGCCAGACACCUCUGUCGUUGCGCGUCCACACCAGCAGCAGCAGGAGAAUGUAUGUAAGCAUAUCUCCUCAAAUGGUACAAGCAGUAGUAACUCGCGUUCUCGUACGAGCAACUCCGCCGGAGGCAAUUUGCCUCUAUGGGAGUUUGCGCCGGUGGCGGACGGAGAUGAGAGGUCGCAGUCCUCUCUUCAAGCGAGCCAUAGUAAUAUAAGCCAUGCCAGCCGAAGUCACCGACACACGAAUAACCCUUACACCCUUGGGGGUAGUUCAAGCUGCACCGCCUCACCCACGUUUGGAUGGGUGCAGCCUGUGCGAAGUGCAGGAAAUAGCUGUACUACCAUUCCAACUGGUUGUGUGGGGGCAGACGCCAGUGGAUCCCUUGGUGCCCUUGGAUGGGGAACGCGCACAAGGACCGAUCCAUCUCCUGGAGCAUCCGAUACUCGGUCUGCACCGUUCUCAGUGUAUCAUGACCUUGACGGCAGCCUUCACAGCUACUCUCCCAACCAACACUGGAAUGCUUCAGGCAGCGUCUGUGCUAAGACGGUGGAGGAGCUUCAGAAGGUGAAAUUGGAUAACUUCCACGCAAACGCUGAGGACAAUGUGUUCUUUGGGACUCCUUGA
This is a messenger RNA of Trypanosoma conorhini, 2079 nucleotides long. RefSeq names its product putative zinc finger protein family member. The transcript has a single exon. Gene Ontology annotation, molecular function: metal ion binding. Lineage: Eukaryota; Euglenozoa; Kinetoplastea; Trypanosomatida; Trypanosomatidae. The record is from RefSeq and is a predicted model, not a curated record. The coding region runs from base 1 to 2079 and encodes 692 amino acids.